UUUAAUUCAGAGAAGCUUAGAUUCACUUGGUUGGCACGUGAAGAGAUUAUUCCUACCUCAUUUGAGAAACAUGAUGUAGAGGCAAUGAUUGAGAUCUAUUUAAUUGAAAUAAUGAAAGAAAAUUAUGAACAAGUUAUUCGGCUGACCCCUGCCUCACCCCUAAAUGCAAAAAAGAGA
Messenger RNA from Racocetra persica, 177 nucleotides. The record is from the annotation of a GenBank genome assembly. Lineage: Eukaryota; Fungi; Glomeromycota; Glomeromycetes; Diversisporales; Gigasporaceae.